AUGGUUUGUGUCGACUGCUUCACAAAAAUUAAUGUUAAAUUUGCACCAUAUGGGAUUUUACCCCUUAAAAAUGUACAUAACACAUCAUCUUAUAAAGUUAACGUAUUCGCUACAUUAACCUGUAAUGAUAACGCAGCAAAUAAAUUUGUGUUGCACGCUUCCGCUCGAAGCCUGGCCAAUAGGCAUCGCAAAAAAAUGGAAUUGAAUAGGUUGGUGAGGAAGCGAAAAUUAUCUACAACGGAAAGGUAUGAAGAUCUUGUGCGUAUGAACAUACGGAAUGACAAAUGCAACACUCAAUUAUCUCGUUUGCCCGUAUCUCCGAAUACAAAUCUGAACCACUUGGUGCCAUUUAAGACAAUCAGGUAUUUACGCAGUUAUGAGCCAUUAAAUCCAAGGCCGAUUUUGCGCACAGUGGGUUAUCAAUUUAAAGAGAUUCCAGACCCUACCCUCACUAGUGAAAGGGCUAGGGCAAUUGUUGAGGCAGGACUGCCAUUGGCAGAAAGAUUUGAAAGGGUUUACCCAUAUGAUAAAAGGCUGCGCGUAGAAGAUGCUAGGGGCAUGGGUAUUCAUAGCAGAAGGGAAACGGAGUUUCCCUUGACUGGUGAUCCGGACUCUAUUCCUACGCCAAUGGAUUCCAUAAAGUCUCAUAUGGAAUGGCAAAAACGUAUGUUGGAUCCAAAACAUCGUCCAUUGCCCCUUAAAAACUACGAACCACUUUACAACAAUAUUCAAAUUGACAUGAACCGUUUCUACGCCAUAAGGCAAAGGCUUAUUGAGUUUGUCAACCAAAUAACAAACGCAGUGCCAGGCAUAAUUCCUGAUUAUGUUUUAAAUACUGUAAAUGUGCCUAGAGAUGUCAAAUGGUCAAAGACACUAGAUGAGGCGGUAGAUGAGGGUGAUAUAUUGCUAAAUCCGCAUUAUUUUGGAAAGGAGGAUUAUUUCCAACACCCCUUUUACGGAGAUCCUCCGUUGCCAAGUGAUAUUAAAAAUCAUUUGGAUGAGUAUAACUCAAAUAACCCAAGGAAGAAGAUAACUUAUGAUAUGUUACUUUCGGAUACCAUUUAUUGUCACUCUAACGGUACCAUAAUGAAACUAAUUGAAAACUCCCCGCCUUAUGGCGGGGAGGCUGAGGAUUUUCCGCACAAAGAUCCAUGGGAGCCUCGAUUCAUCAUCCAAGUUAAGCCCGGGUAUAUUAAGGAGAACAAACUCAAAGUGGGUGACUUGUUUAAGCACUUAGACAAGGAGGCUAGAUUUAGUUUCUACGACAACUAUUUUUCCAUGCCCAAGUCUAUUCGGAUACCCAUGAGGCUGCCACACGGUCGAUUGAUAAACUAG
Messenger RNA from Babesia microti strain RI, 1335 nucleotides. Its product is annotated as conserved Plasmodium protein, unknown function. Lineage: Eukaryota; Apicomplexa; Aconoidasida; Piroplasmida; Babesiidae. The coding region runs from base 1 to 1335 and encodes 444 amino acids. The transcript is spliced from 2 exons. The record is from RefSeq and is a predicted model, not a curated record.